Funneliformis caledonium is the source of this 318-nucleotide messenger RNA. The record is from the annotation of a GenBank genome assembly. Lineage: Eukaryota; Fungi; Glomeromycota; Glomeromycetes; Glomerales; Glomeraceae.
AAUUUGUGUUCUGCCACCGUUACUAUCCAACCUGUAUGCGAAGGUUGUAGACGACGGCCUCAGAUCCCUAGAUCUCACGCAAGACUAGUUGGCGAUGGAGCGCUGAAAACCCUAGGUUGUGUGAUCGAACGUGUAGGCAGUCGUGUAAGAUUUAUGGUAGCCGAGGGGGUAGCGUUAGGGUGGGUAAGAAACCUUGCUUUACAUACCAACGGGUAUGGAGUCCUCAAUCGACAAAUGUGGCUGAAGCGAGUAGGAGGGUUACCUACAGGUAGGUCAAUCCGACAGCGAAAGGAGGGUGCUGGACGUUUCUUCAAAUAG